AUGCGAGACUUACUGUUUGUCAUGAUAAAAACUUUAUUGAUAUUAAACUUAAAGAACAAUGGAGUGCUACGAAGGUUAAGAAUAUGGGCUUAUCAAACCAGCUAGAUGAAAAUAAUUCACUUUUUCAAGACCUUUUCCGAUCAUAUAAAGAAAAUAUAGAGACAAAAGCCGCAUUGUUAAAUAAAAAACUCCGAUUUUACAAUUAUAUUACGUAUACGGUUCUCAAGAUUGAACAAGAUCCUAUCCAAUUACGACUUCGUGUUGGUGAUAUUGUGGAGCUACCUGAAGAGUCCGAAG
Acaulospora morrowiae is the source of this 297-nucleotide messenger RNA. NCBI's taxonomy places the organism in Eukaryota, Fungi, Glomeromycota, Glomeromycetes, Diversisporales, Acaulosporaceae. The record is from the annotation of a GenBank genome assembly.